ACCCCGCAGCGCGCCUCGCACGAGCACGGAAGCAGCCAUGGCGCCGAGGGAGGAGACGGUGGGGAGGGGGCCGGCCCGCCAACGCUCCGCCCCCGCCAGGCCGGGGCACAAGAUGGCGGCCGUGCUCUCCCGCUCAGCGCGGCGGGUGGCGCGGGCAGCGGUGCGGCGCUCGGUGGUUCGGCUGUUCGCCUUGGGCUGCUGGGGCUGCGCGUCCGCAGGGAAGCGGUAUCUGCUAACAGAAGAUAAUAUAAAGUUACAAGAAUUCCAGCAGGCGAAAGCGGCAAUUAGAAAUGAAUUUCAUGGCAAUAAAGAUCCAUAUUUUAAAAAUAUUAAAGAAAAAUUAAAGGAUAAUAGAAUUAUUCUCAAAAAUGAAUUAAAAAUUUUACUGCACUUAUGUCAGACUUCAUCAGAUGUGGACCUAGCCAAAAAAGUUAUUUACAGUCUUUCUAAUAGGUACCAUGAACAGAGUGGAAUCACAGACUUACGUGGUUUUAAAUUUGGGCCCCUUUUUAUGAGGCUAUGUUUUGAGCUAGACCUUGAAACACCUGCAGUAGAACUUAUCAAAGAUCAGAAUUUGCGUGGUUUUUUCUCAGACAGUACAUCCUUCCAUAUUUUGAUGACUAUGUUGUUUAAAAAGGGUCGUUACAAAAGUGCCUUGGAAGUCCUAGCAGAAAUGAAAAAACAAGGAAUACCUUUCAACAAAGAAACCUAUUUACUAGCGUUUGCAAUAUGCUACAAACUGGGCAGCCUGGAGUCUUGCAAAAUCUCUGCAAAACUGCUUGAAGAAGCUCAGCUAAAAGGUGACACAUUACCACUGCGAGCAUUCUUCUUUGCUGUGGCAUCUGCUCUGAAGCAGGAUGAUAUAGCACAAGCCCAAUUUUGUUGUUCUCAGAUAAGGAAAACAGAGAAUAGACUAUACAGUAACCUUAAAGUUCUUGUCCAGCUCAGAUCUGGUUUGCUAGAAGAAGUAAUAAAAACUUUAGAGGCAGCGAUGGACGUAGAUACUCCUCCCUUUGUGAAAAAAAUUGAAUUUUCUGAGCAAGUGAUUCACUCAUUCUUUAGCUCAUACUCCAUGUAUGGCAUAGUUUACUGAAAUUUCCAGCGUUCUUUUAUAUGACUGUUACUGAUUCAAACUCUACAUUUAGCUUCAUAUGGAAUAAUAAUGAUAAUUGUGCUUAACUGGAAAAUAGAUUUCGGGAAGCACUUGUGUUGCCUGGCUUUAAAUAGAAAACAAUUGUGUUAGUCUGUUCUAGGACUGAAAAUAGGACUGUACUAGUUGGAGAAAGUUUUUAAUGUAAUAAACUUUCUCUAAUAGGUAUCUAGUGCAUUUCCAAUAUUGCCUGCUGAUAUAUGUUUGUACUGCCUAAAUUCCUUUUCUUAUAAGCCAUUGCACUAGCUGUGUAUGUUAUGCUGGGUUAUGGGUUUUUUUCUUUGUCUUCAGUAUGGUUUUUGAUUGAGAUCUCUGCUGGCUGAAUUGUAACAGUGUAUUAUUUUCCCUUCCUCAGCUGGCCACAGCCAGGGAAAAGAUGGAAAAAAACCCUGACUUUUCUGACAAAUUAAGAGAUGUUUAUGCCAAACUACGAGCUUCAGGACAGAUAACCACAUGCACGUUGGAAGACAUGCUUUUCCAGAUUCCUAGUUCAAAGAAGAUUCCAACAAAACUUUUAAAUAAAAAACAAUUGGGUUAUCAGGCUGCUAAACUGCUUCGGUCAAAUCUACUGUUGGAAUAGUUCAAUGUUUAUUGCUAGACUGAACUAAUGUCACCUAGAAGCACGUUUGAAUAAAAUGUUUUCUCCCCUUCUCAA
Messenger RNA from Gallus gallus (chicken), 1805 nucleotides. RefSeq names its product pentatricopeptide repeat domain 2 (gene PTCD2). Gene Ontology annotation, cellular component: mitochondrion. The transcript is spliced from 10 exons. The coding region runs from base 38 to 1093 and encodes 351 amino acids. Lineage: Eukaryota; Metazoa; Chordata; Aves; Galliformes; Phasianidae. The record is from RefSeq and is a predicted model, not a curated record. Gene Ontology annotation, molecular function: protein binding; RNA binding. Gene Ontology annotation, biological process: regulation of mRNA processing; mitochondrion organization; multicellular organism development.